Messenger RNA from Porites evermanni, 3544 nucleotides. NCBI's taxonomy places the organism in Eukaryota, Metazoa, Cnidaria, Anthozoa, Scleractinia, Poritidae. The record is from the annotation of a GenBank genome assembly.
AAGAAAUUUCCAAUAUGGCUGCCUCUGUGAGAGUUUGUGUUCGCCUCAGAAAAAUUGCAAAUCCAUGCUCUUCCCUACAAGCCUUUACCCUUCGGACUUCUUGUAUAACUGAAAAAAGGUUGUUAUCGUCAUCUAGGAUUUUUUAUUCAGCAAGUGAUGAAAUUGAGUCGAAUCCGUUUUACGAAAAAUACGCUGCGAGAAUCAAGGAGGUCAGGAAUGAGAUAAAAGAAGGAAAAUUGUGAGUGCAAAUUUGCAACAUAAUCAAGCGAUAUCAGUAGCUCUAAAUAAUUUAAUUAAACUUAAUGAUCUGCUAAUGCAAGAGAGUUAUAGCUCCCGAAAUAAGUAUACUAAGUAACGUGCCUAACACGUAUUUCACACAGUAUAAUUUUAAAAGCUUGUAUUAUUGCUGCAGUGAGGCGACUUGUGGAGACCCAGAAACCAAGUGUCCUUAGCUUUUCACAUGACGGCAGUAGUUUUAAGUGACAUAAUGUUACCAGGUGAUGGACAAUAUUUUGGCAAUGCAAAACUAAAAAAAAUAGUGGUAGAUUUCACAGCCAUGUGAAGAUGAAACAGUCAUAUUAUUGUAUGUCUAGCAAAAAUACCGUGUGACGGAUAUCAACUACUUUUUAAUGAAGAAUAUAUGCUAGACUUUCAAAAAAUUGGUUUGUCCGAUUUAGUAUGGCCUGGGACAAAGGACUUUUCAUACUUGAUUGGUAUCCAGUUUUAGUGACCCAAAAAUGGGUCACCCCACUUAGACCAAUCAGAGUAGCUUGACUUUAGAUCCGUUGGAGAUAAAAUGUUCACUCACAAGUAAUUNUCAACUACUUUUUAAUGAAGAAUAUAUGCUAGACUUUCAAAAAAUUGGUUUGUCCGAUUUAGUAUGGCCUGGGACAAAGGACUUUUCAUACUUGAUUGGUAUCCAGUUUUAGUGACCCAAAAAUGGGUCACCCCACUUAGACCAAUCAGAGUAGCUUGACUUUAGAUCCGUUGGAGAUAAAAUGUUCACUCACAAGUAAUUAAGCGCACUGAAAUGUGACUUGCAGUUGAAAUUCCAACGUGGGGUCAGGGUUGUCAGAAAGUUCUGAAGUCAAAAUAAGCAGCCAGUUUAGGGAUAUUAUAUUUAAAAAACGCCGUCCAUAAAGAAAUGCCACUGCAGAGUAACUGGCCGUUACUAACCAAGUAGGUGGCGAUUUUUGCCGGCAGCCGGCUACCUUUUGACAACCCUGUUGGGUUGAUUGCAAAAGUGAUAUCAUAAAAGAAUGCUCUUGAGGCCACAAAAUAUUCGGAAUAUGCGUGACUAUCAGAGGAAAUUAAUCAAAGCAUAUCUGAAGGAUUACAGUGUGAUUCUUUUGCUCGCUGGUAUCAUGAUCUGAUCCAAGUGUCUGCAUGUUGUUUUAUUGACAGAGGUUUACUCCUCCUUUUUUCUCUGCAAUGGCCUUCCUUGACGAUUUGAAGCUUUAUUUCCCUCACUUUGUGAAGUUUCUGAACAAUGGUUUCAUUCUUGUCAGCACAGUCAUGGUACAAGAUAUUAAUUUUGUUAACAAACCAUCACUAGAAAUCUCCUUUCCAAGUAUUGACUCAAGAUUAAAACAAGCUUUGGUUUUUUUCCGCCUGGCUGAGGUUGUUAUUACACCUGAAAUCUUUGUUUGUGACAACUUAAGCACAAAGUUAAGAAAUUUGCCCUUUCCAUGUCGGAGAAACAUACACAGGUUAGAUUGUCUUUGUUGUAGUGGAAUCAAUGCAGUCAAGGACUCCCAUAUAUCACCUGAAACCCCAAAAAUGCGAGUGACACCAGUCCCCAUUUUUGGAGCAAAAUGCAAUAGAAAUCUUUCAAGUCGGACAAGUCGCCCUCUCGCUUGCUCGGCCGCUUUGCAUCCUAAACAGCUCCCUCUGCAUGCUUAGAAAAAUCCUAAGAAGCUCGCUCUGCUCGCUUAAAAACUUGUGAGGUCACUCGUGAGGUUGACUUUUGGCAAGUCUAAAUAAUGUGCAGGAAAUCUGUUUAUAUCCUCGAACUGUGUUGGUACAGGCAUGUGUUUUGUAAGAAAUUUUAUCUGGAAACAAGGAUGCCAAAAUAGUUUGAGUUUUGCAUUUCCAAAAUACUUUUAGAAGGAGACAGUGUGGCCGAGUGGUUAAGGGCACUGGACUUAUAAUCCAGAGGCCCUGACUUCAAUUCCCACCCUGGCCACUAGCUGGAUUUGUUCCUCAGUACUCCUGACUUCAUAAUCCGCAGCAACAUUUGUGAAAUAGCCAACUGGUUCACCUUUAGCCUGAAAUUCAUCCGAUUGCUUCAAGUCGUUUUCUCCUCUCAACAACGUCUGAAUUGACUGGCCGUUAAUGCCGUCCAGUGACGUCACUCACCACCCGAAAACUGGGUAGUGAUUUUGAUUGGUUGAUUGUCUAAACAUUGACAUAAUUAUGUUUAAUUAUGAAAAAUUUUAGCGGGAUUGUCGCUUGAGUAUUCAGCGGAUCCCAUCCCUGGCAUUCUUUCGUGUAGUUCAAAUAAGCUUACUUUAUCUUAAACAGCAAAAUUCCCCUUGUCUUGGAAACUGAAAUGCUAAAUUGAACUGCGAAUGGAGAAUCAUUGCGGAGAGUCGGUAGGUUUUUCAUUUGGAGCCUCUUUAUGGUUUCGGCGGCCGGUGAUUUUGUGACGUGAAGUUUUCUGACAUCAAUAUUAUAAUUCAACCUUCUUGCUAUUUUUAUUGUCAAGUGUAAUGAUUCUGUUAGCUUUUCUUUCUUGUUUCCUUGUUUUUUCCUCGUUAAGGACCAAAUAGCUUCUUUUCAACUAAAGCAAAAUUAAUUUUUAAUCAUUGUGUUUUUGAACUAAGUGUUCUCUGUGUGUGUUUAUUUCAUUGCGUGAUUGCGAACGAGUUUGAUUAUAGAAUUCAGUACAACCGGUUCAGAGUUGUACUGCAUGCAGUUGAUAUUUUGAACGUUAAACAUGAACUAUGAUUGAAAAAAAAAUAAAGCAGUUCUGUAUCAUGCACACAUUUCCAAAUGAUAUUUUCUCGGUUUGCCAUUUGAAAAUCGUGUUUUACUUUUUGCAUGAAUUAAAGCAAAGGUCAAGGAGUAGUAACGUCACUGGAUGGCAUUAACGGCCGGUCGAUUCAGACAUUACUGAGGGAGUAAUAACGACUCGAAGUAAUCGGAUGAAAUUCAGGCUAGUUCACCUUCUACUCGAUAGGAUUCUUAACUUUGUAUUAUGUUCAGCUUAAAUUAUUUGUUUCAUUAAACUAUUAUUAUUAUCUGUUAAUUAGCAUAAUUACAUGUAGUAUUAUUAUGCUAUGAACUUGGAAAUAGUGUAUGAGUUCUGCUUUUGUAUGAAUUUUUUAAGAGAUUAUGGGGCUUAAGGAGGACGCUAUUCAUUAAGGCUGUAGGCUGAUAAUACACUUAGCUGGGGAUGUUAUUUCAGACCAAUUAUUGUGAUUAUAAAAGACAUUUAUCUUUUUUUCUUCCUUUUGUUACAAAUUACAGAGAGGAGAAGAGUCCAGAUGAGAAGUUUCGUUUAGAUGAGCAAGUUCAGAGAGAAGCUGAAAGUUACAGACAG